GUGAAGCCACAAUUCCACCUGAUUCACCUUGAGGGAAACAGAAAAAACUAUAUACGAGUCUAUUGAGGUGUUCAGUAUCUCGCGAACUGCUGCAUGAAUCACUUGUGUGUCGUUCUCAGAACGAGAACCAGUGUGGAACCUUCUGUCGAAGAAGUUAAUUUAUGCAGACGCGUUUAAAGCCACGAGUUGAUAGAAGAACACUCCUUGCUAGCGCUUGAAUUGCGCUGAAAGUGAAACCGUUUGGUAUAAUUGCUGAAAUUAUCUGUGCAUGAAACAAUCCUCUCACCAUGAGGCAUUACGUUUUGAUAUUCAUCACCUUUGGCGCGUGUCUCGCUGAUGUGUCCCAUGUUGUUUCCCAUGAUCCUUAUGCUGUUCCCUUGGAAUUCCACUCCACCACCUCUACAACCCCUCCGCCACCCCCAAAGCCUUAUGUGUUCGCCUACACUGCUGGAAGAUAUCCUGGCCACGUUGAUCGCACGCACAGCGAAGUAUCUGAUGGCAGUGGCACCGUUCGCGGCGCCUUCUCCUACGUAGAUCCCAGACACCAAGUACGCACCGUGGAGUACGUGGCGGAUCGCUAUGGUUUUCACCCAGUCCUGAGCCAUGAAUCCCACGGUCCGGUGCAAACUGAGGCUGUUCAGAAGGCAGCUGAGAGACACUACGCUCUGUAUAGUCGAAUCGCUGAGGCGCAUGCCAACCACGAUCCUCAUCUCCAAGUCGUAGCUUAUCCAAGGGAAUCUGUUGCUGUGGCUCACGCUAAAGAGAAGCACUUGAGUCUGUAUGAAAAGAUUGCUGCCGAACACGCUAGAAUUGGUGCCGAACAGGAAGCCCAGAGACUCGCCUUUGAGGCCACUUCUGUGCCAAACGAUCUUGAGGAACACCAUCACCUUCAGUGAAAGCCAUCAGUAUACUCUUACACCCACUAGUAAUGCUUCUUCUACUGAUAAACCCUUUUGGCUUUAUUAAAUUUCUGUAAGUAA
Molecule: messenger RNA, 980 nt
Organism: Phlebotomus argentipes
Lineage: Eukaryota; Metazoa; Arthropoda; Insecta; Diptera; Psychodidae
Gene: Cpr57A
Product: larval cuticle protein LCP-17
Exons: 3
Coding region: 288-896 (202 amino acids)
Cellular component (GO): chitin-based extracellular matrix
Molecular function (GO): structural constituent of chitin-based larval cuticle
Source: RefSeq, a predicted model, not a curated record